This is a messenger RNA of Nymphaea colorata (pocket water lily), 732 nucleotides long. RefSeq lists its product as uncharacterized. The record is from RefSeq and is a predicted model, not a curated record. The coding region runs from base 65 to 271 and encodes 68 amino acids. The transcript has a single exon. NCBI's taxonomy places the organism in Eukaryota, Viridiplantae, Streptophyta, Magnoliopsida, Nymphaeales, Nymphaeaceae.
GCCUCUACACUCAGAAAAUUACGUCGCCAGAGUCCGGUCACCUGUGGGGAGGAAGCGAAGGAAAAUGGUGUUCUUCUGCUGCUUGGUGGAUCAGAAGAAGACGGUCGGGAGGACCAAGCCGGCCGCCGGAAUCUGCUCGAGAUGCGGAGCAGGAGCGCGAGUGGCGGACAUGAAAACGUCCACCCGAUUCUGCACCAUUCCCUUCUACUGGAGCACUUGCAAGGCCAUUGUCUGCUCUUUCUGCGGAGCCGUCCUCAAAUCCUACGCUUGACGUCCGGCAGAUCGAUCGAACCAUCUCUUCGAUGAGCUUUCGGAGGAGAGUUUUGCUAGUGGCCGAUCGUGUUUGUAUAUAUACAAACUAAUCUUAGUUUCUAGAGGUCAAUAGAAAUUUGUUGCGUAAAAAAUAACUGUGCCAGACUUGUGUUUCUGAGAUUUUUGUUCUUCUUUCGUUCUCAAGCUUAGUUUUUCUGAGUAUAGUUCUUCAGUGUGUUGUUCGCAAGAACUACCGAACACUUUUUCGGUUUUUGUUCUUGUCUCUGUGAUAUUGUUACCGGUUAAGUGAUAACAGAAACGACCGGCCAUUUUUAAACGUUUUUUGUUUGUUUGUCUAUUCUUAUCAUUUUGGACGCGCCCACAUGGCUGUGUAAGUUGGGGGUCACACUGUGUUUUAGAGAGAAGAACCAAGUUGCAGAAAAAAAAUUAUAUCUUAAUAAACUUUUCUCAAUGCGAGCA